Molecule: messenger RNA, 1362 nt
Organism: Hibiscus syriacus
Lineage: Eukaryota; Viridiplantae; Streptophyta; Magnoliopsida; Malvales; Malvaceae
Product: CBL-interacting serine/threonine-protein kinase 14-like
Exons: 1
Coding region: 50-1360 (436 amino acids)
Biological process (GO): protein phosphorylation; signal transduction
Molecular function (GO): ATP binding; protein kinase activity
Source: RefSeq, a predicted model, not a curated record
UAGAUCAUCGGUUUCUUGUGUGGUUUUGUUUCAACCACCGGAUUCGACAAUGCCGGCGUUCGGAGACCAUUCCAGCAUGAACAAUUGGUUGUCGGAUAUUUCAUCGGAGAUGGCGCUGUUCGGAAAGUACGAGGUCGGAAAAUUAUUGGGGCAUGGGGCGUUUGCAAAAGUUUACCAAGCGCGCAAUGUGAAGACCGGGGAGACCGUGGCGAUUAAAGCAGUGAGCAAACGGAAAGUUCUCCGAGGAAAACUGAUGGCGCAGGUUAAGAUGGAGAUCGCUAUCAUGCACCGGUUGAACCACCCCAACAUUGUCAAACUCGUCGAGGUGUUGGCGACCAAGACAAAGGUUUACUUCGUCAUGGAAUACGCCAAAGGUGGGGAAUUGUCCUCUAGGAUUAAGAAGGGACGUUUCAGCGAAGAUCUCAGCCGUCGUUAUUUCCAGAAGUUGAUUUCCGCCGUCGGAUUCUGCCACUUAAGAGGCGUUUACCACCGCGACUUGAAGCCGGAAAAUCUCCUCCUCGACGAAAAUUGGAAUUUAAAAGUAACCGACUUCGGACUCAGCGCCGUAUCGGAACAGGUCCGACAGGACGGUCUCCUCCACACUUUAUGCGGAACUCCGGCUUACGUGGCACCGGAGAUUCUGGCGAAGAGGGGAUACGAUGGCGCCAAAGUCGACAUUUGGGCAUGCGGCAUCAUUUUGUUUUUCCUCCACGCUGGGUAUCUCCCGUUCGACGAUUCCAAUAUGACGAUGAUGUACCGUAAGAUUUAUCGAGGUGAAUUCAAGUUCCCGAAAUGGACGUCGCCGGAGCUCCAACGAUUGAUAUCUCAUCUCCUCGACACCAACCCUGAAACGAGGAUCACCAUUGAUGAAAUCAUGAAUGAUCCAUGGUUUAAAGACGGCUUUAAAGAAGUCAAAGUCCACCCCUUCUUCGAUUUCGAAAUGAAAGAAGAAACACAAAGCAACAUACGCUUAAACGCUUUCGACUUAAUCUCUUUCUCAUCGGGUUUCGACCUGUCCGGUCUGUUCAACGACGUCGAUUUUCCCGUCCAACAAGAGCGGUUCAUAUCGGCGGAGAAACCGUGGAAGAUAAUAGAUAGAAUCAGGGAUGAGGUUGACAAAAUUAUGAACGUUGAAGUUAUAAGCAUGACAGAUAGUGGGAUACGUUUGGAACACCAGUGUAGCAAUUUGGUCAUCACCAUUGAUGUUCAUCAGUUGACGGAAAAGCUCGUAGUGGUGGUGGUUAACCGCCGGGAGCUCAACGCCGGGUCAAGUGACGAACUUUGGAACGAUAAAUUGAAACCCAGACUUUUCGAUUUGGUAUAUAAUUCUGGAAGCGACGCAAAGCAAGAAUCUGAGUAAUU